Molecule: messenger RNA, 994 nt
Organism: Patiria miniata (bat star)
Lineage: Eukaryota; Metazoa; Echinodermata; Asteroidea; Valvatida; Asterinidae
Exons: 5
Coding region: 1-681 (226 amino acids)
Source: RefSeq, a predicted model, not a curated record
AUGGCAAAUCUACGUUUAAUUGAUGAUGGUUUGCCGGUCCAGGUGGACGAUGAUGAAGAUUAUUUUCAGGAUAUCAAUCGGAGUCUUCAAAUGCAAAACAACCCUCACCACGCGAGAGCACAAUAUGUGCAUCCACGCAUGAAUAGGCCUAUUCAAAUAGGCGUGAGCCUGAUGAAUACGUCUGUCACGGAUAUGCUUACGAACACCUCCAAUUGGCGGGCCUGUGCUGUGAAGGUGGUGAACCAUACACGCUGGACACUGGAAAGUGCUGGGAUCUUUAUAAAAGGAGGACAUUCGAUUUCGGCUCAGCACAAUGUGGAACCAUUGACGGCUGAAGCUUUUGUAGCUGAAAAGACCAAAGGAACAGCGACCAGCUCUUAUGGGACUGCGUCCUUUUCGGUGCAAGGGCAAGGCAGACCUCGGUACAUUAAUAUCAUGUGGUCGGUCCCGUUCGAUCGCAACAUCUUCAAAAAUGUGCUCGGUAUUGAAGUUUCUCAAGAUUGUGGACCACAUGAUUUUGACCGUAUGUAUUACAGGCGCAACUUCCGGCAACAUUCGGUCACACGUGACUUUAAACGAAACUUAGUUCCCCUCCGUGUGCAGACCAACGAUUUGGCAGUCGUUGGUAGUAUGGGGAACGGCCCCAAAGUCGAAGCCCUGAUCAAUGUGUACGAGCAUUAGACAGGUGAUAUUAUUAGGGGUAUGGGCAAACAACAUUAUGGGUAAUGUUGCCUUUUGCUACCCACGUACCCUAUUCUCCUUGAGAAAAUGUUCAAGUGUCAGACACACUACGCAUCUCAGAUGCUCCUACUUUCGAUAAAAACACAUAUUAAGGCCAUCAUAAGGCAAUAAUAAAUUAGUCUGUCGUCAUUAUCAGGUCAAGUGGCAAGCUAUUGGUAUAAAUAAUAUACAUUAUCAACUAAAUGCAUAUUAACAUUGUACAUGGACAACGCACAUGUAGUUUUGACUGUGUCAACAUCAUCCUCGACUGAGG